UACAACUCCCAGAAGGCGCUGAGCGGUCACGUGACCCCAUCUUCCUGUCCCCCUCGUUCUUCGGCGAGCUGCGCCGCCCACGGACGUGUUGGACAUCUCUCCGCGUCCCCGACCCUUUCCGAGGGAGACAUUGCGACCGGCGCUUCACAGCUGAGAAAAUGCCAGCCAUUAAACUGCAGAGUUCAGAUGGAGAGAUCUUUGAGGUCGACGUAGAAAUAGCAAAACAAUCCAUCACUAUCAAGACUAUGUUGGAAGAUCUAGGAAUGGAUGAUGGUGAUGAUGAUCCAGUUCCACUACCAAAUGUGAAUGCUGCUAUACUGAAAAAGGUUAUCCAGUGGUGCACACAUCACCGGGAUGAUCCUCCACCACCAGAAGAUGAUGAAAACAAAGAGAAAAGGACUGAUGACAUUCCUGUGUGGGAUCAAGAGUUUCUGAAAGUUGACCAGGGCACUCUAUUUGAAUUAAUUCUGGCGGCAAACUACCUUGAUAUAAAAGGGCUACUAGAUGUAACUUGCAAAACAGUGGCCAACAUGAUUAAAGGAAAAACACCGGAAGAAAUUCGCAAAACUUUCAAUAUCAAGAAUGAUUUUACUGAGGAAGAGGAAGCACAGGUACGGAAGGAGAACCAAUGGUGCGAAGAGAAGUGACCCCAGUAGGAAUCCUGCAACGCAGUGAAAAAUCUCUGCUUGCACCAUGUAUUAUAUCACUAGCAGCCUGUGAUUCCUUUAAAUAUAGUGACAAGAUAACCAUGCAUAACAUUUGUAACUAGUAAUAAUUUGAGCUUGCAGUGUGCUCCAUGAAACCUUCUCUUAGCAAGUGGAGCAGUGACUAUUUAUUACUCCACUUUGACUUUAUUGAUCAGUGGAAUGCAAGGUGUAUAAAACUUUGGCAGUAUGACAGCAAUGAUUUAGUACUUUAAUUUAUAUUUAACGUUUACCUUUUUUCUGUGACUUUUUCAAUGGCUACUUUGUUUUAAAAUCAUCCCCAAAUCAUUUUUGUGGUUCAACUUGUGCUUACUGGUGUAUGGAUUUUUUUUUGUGCCAAUAUUAUCAUAUGGAAUGAAAUGCAACACACCUUCAGACUUGGUAUCAUACCAGAGAUGUUUCAAAAUAUAUUCCAAUUUUUUAGAUAAUUUUAGGUACCAUUCUCUUCCAGAAUUUCUAAAUAGUCCACAGUUGGCAUAAAUGUAAAAGCAGACAAAAGACUUGAGGUAGAACUAGUUUAAAGACCAGUAUUGAAGGAAGUAAUGGGACUUGUGUUCCAUGUGAAUGUUUAAAUGCUUUGUGUUAAGUCAUUGUCAGUCAAAAUCCGUAAAUCUGAGAAACUCUGUACUGCUGUACUAUUUUGAAUGUCCUGUUGGAGUGUCAAAUUUGCUAGUUUUUGUUAUGCGAUGGAAUACAAUUGCUUAUUUUGUGGUUUAUUGUUUUCAAAAUGAAACCUCAUUAAAUUACUUGUGGCAUUUUUUCUGAAAGUAGAUGAGUGCUUAAUGGCUUGUUACACAAGUUACUCUAGGAUUUGUUCUUCAUAAAUGAUUUCCAUUAGACUAAAAGCUAUGUGAUUCGGGGAUUAACAGCACUAGUGAUAAUAGCUACAGAAGUCUGGAAUACUCUUUCCUGGUCAAAGUUUCACAGUAAAGACGAAGGGAAUGGAUUAAACCAGAUUUGUUGAUGUAGUAAAUUGACUCAUCUGGACAUGGGAAAUAGCUUGAACUAUGGUUCAUAUUAUUUACAUCUGAGGAAGAAUCUCAAACCAGCCUUUAAAAUUAUUUGAGUGGAAAGAAGUAUUUGAUGCAAUGCAAAGUCAAUAGGUAAUCAUUGAAGAAUAAAAUUGAGAUAAUGCUGCAGUCAAGGUGGGGGUGGCUUUUAGUACUGAUGUAUGGAUUUUGCAUUGCAAACAAUGCUAGAUUGUGACCCUCUUCAAAGUAUUCCCUUUGAUCAUCAGAGCAAGUUUACUUUAACUUCAUUUAUCAUUUGUAUUCCUAAAAGCAAGCGAGUCUUUACAGAUAAUUACAUCUUAAAUCUGAGUUGGGAGCAUGUAAAUUGCUUGAAUCUACAAAACUUGUGGCUAAUUAAACUCUUUUAAGAUUUUUUUCUAGCUGUCUUGAAGCAAUACUAUUGGCCACCAUUAUGUAAAUAUUAUAUUGAUCCAUACAAUAUGGUUCAAGACCAUAUUAAUGCUAGAAUGCUUUAUUCUUGCACCUAUUAAAGUUAAUUCUACAAUCUGA
This is a messenger RNA of Amblyraja radiata (thorny skate), 2224 nucleotides long. Its product is annotated as S-phase kinase-associated protein 1. Gene Ontology annotation, biological process: ubiquitin-dependent protein catabolic process. The transcript is spliced from 6 exons. Lineage: Eukaryota; Metazoa; Chordata; Chondrichthyes; Rajiformes; Rajidae. Bases 159 to 647 code for a protein of 162 amino acids. The record is from RefSeq and is a predicted model, not a curated record.